This is a messenger RNA of Perkinsus marinus ATCC 50983, 1056 nucleotides long. RefSeq lists its product as hypothetical. The record is from RefSeq and is a predicted model, not a curated record. Bases 1 to 1056 code for a protein of 351 amino acids. Lineage: Eukaryota; Perkinsozoa; Perkinsida; Perkinsidae. The transcript has 3 exons.
AUGGCAUUGAACCCAGAGAAGAUCCGGCAGCGAUUCGAGAAGGCCGUAGACCUCGUGCAGAAGACCCAAGCUGGUAACGUUGCGUUUGAGAACAACUGUGAGCAGGCGUUCGGAGAGUUCAGAAUAGCCACGCUGCACAGCAAGAGGGUGCCUCAUCUGCUGGAUGAUGUCACACUGAAGGAUGAUCGUGUCGAUGAAGUAGUGGAUAUACUACUGGGCUCACAACCAUGGAUGGAGGCGUUUGCUAAGAAUCCUCAACUAGUGCGGAGCAGAAGUCGACUCCCUGAAGAGAUACGCCCUGCAUUCGACAAUCGAUUACAGGACUUCGUUGAACUCGAUGAUGUUCGCCAAUAUCGACUUCUACUCGAGGAGACUACAGAGAAUGGACUGCUAGAAAUGGCUGUAAAGGCCUUCAACAAGCAGUACUGUGGCACAACUCUAUCGAUAUCAGACGCUGACAAGUAUAACUGUGUUGUCCUACCGUCCGCUUCCUACGACAAGGCCGAGGAGCAUCUUAAGAAGAGCAAGGACGUCCUUCUGCUGGGAAGGCUCCCAGAGAGCACACUGCAGUUGGAGACUCUGGCCAGGUUCGCAGAAGAGUACCCUAAACCCAAACUGGUGGCCUCGUACCCCGAAGAUGCUAUCCACUCCUUGCAGCCUAUCGCGAAUAUAAAGUCCCUCUUUAUAUCCUUCGGACCGACUGUGAGCAAAUUGCAAAGCCUGAGGAUCAUCAAGAAGAUCACUGCCAAUGGUGCCGUGUCUCAAUCCUCUAUAGUGGGCUCAGAGGAGGCCAAGACAGUAGCAUGUACUCUGUCGAGCGGCGCAGCUGUCUGUGCACGAUGGACCCCCUCGAAUAAGGAUCUAUUCUGUAGUGGUGAUGCUGUUACUGAUAACGCUGUGGUUCCGAUACGAUUGGUGAAGCAAGACCCUGUGAGCAUCCUUACGAGAACGCUGGCUAGGAUGUGCGAUAUGGAAAAGGAGGCAGAGUCAUUCAACUGGCAAGCUGAAGCUGCCCUCGCAAAAUCGAUCGAGAAGGAUGUGCCGUUCUUAGUGUGA